AUGGAGACUGAAGAACUCGAGAAGGAAUUUCAAAGGCGUGUUGAAUAUUCGAAUACUUUAAUGCUUAUCCUUCAUCAGGUCUUCGAAGGGUUUCCUAUAUAUAUCAAAGAUCAUAGACUGGUGACUAAACUGGACAAAUUAACCACGUUUUACAACACUCUUAAAGAAUCCCCCGACAGUGCUAUUCAAGAGAACCUUAAACUUCUCUCAGCUGAUUUGGUCACACAACUUACUAAUGAAAAUCUUAAUGAAACGGAUGAUAAUUUGACUAUUGAAAUUAAUUCAGCUGCAGAAAAUAAACGGAAAUUGGAUGAACUGAACUAUGAAUUUGCCAUGCUUGAAAAAUAUUCAAUAAAACUCGAGGAAUCUUUAAAACAAUCACAACAAGACAUUUCUAAAAUAUCCACAGAGACAAAGGACAUUAAUCCUCCUCAGGAGCCCACUAACCCACAGCUCAGUACAGAAGAUAUGACAGAACUACAACAACUACGUCUGGAAGAACACAAUCUUAGACAUUUAAAUGACUCUCGUCUGCAGGAAUUGGAAACAAUGCAGAAAGAGAUUGACAGGCUGACUGUGUUAGUGGAGAGUGGGAAUGAGAGAGUGGACUAUCCAGACUUGUCUGUCGAGUUGUCAUCAGUGAAAAGACAGCUUUCCACCUGCAUUUCUGACUUGGCAAGAGUGAAGGCCAGACUGACAGAAAGCAACGAAUUGAAUUAUAUUCUUAAAGUAGCAAUUCAGCAGAUUAAAGAUGAUUUAAAAAUCGGGAAAGAAAUAUCAGAGAGUCAGAAGGUGGAGGAUAUUAUUAGGCUGACUGAACAACUAGCAGGCAAAGAAAAGGAAUUAGAACUGGUUAAGCUGGAGAAUGAGCAAUAUGCUUUAAUAAAAGAACACACGAAUGACGUCCACAGAGAAAUGAGACAUCUUAUAAAUAGUCUGCAGGCAUUUAAUAAGCAAUUGAAGAAUAAAAAUAAUAAAUAUCACAUUAAACUAAAUGAAACUCUCAGAAAUAACGAGGUUAGUUACUAA
This is a messenger RNA of Octopus sinensis (East Asian common octopus), 1029 nucleotides long. RefSeq names its product E3 ubiquitin-protein ligase Bre1-like. The transcript has 2 exons. NCBI's taxonomy places the organism in Eukaryota, Metazoa, Mollusca, Cephalopoda, Octopoda, Octopodidae. The coding region runs from base 1 to 1029 and encodes 342 amino acids. The record is from RefSeq and is a predicted model, not a curated record.